Molecule: messenger RNA, 1818 nt
Organism: Rotaria sordida
Lineage: Eukaryota; Metazoa; Rotifera; Eurotatoria; Philodinida; Philodinidae
Source: the annotation of a GenBank genome assembly
AUGAUUGAAUAUACGAUUAUACGAGGUAUAUGUAAAAUCUUAUCAAAACAACAAUCAGAAAACGAUAUAACUGUAGGAGAUUUUGAGCAAAGAUUAUGGUUAAAACUGAAUGAUAAAACAAUCUACGGAAAAAAAUUAAUUCGUAAAAUCUUCGAGAAUGAGAAAUUAUUUGAACAUUAUUUUCAUGAUUUAUUGUGUUCUUUUCUCAAUGAAAAUAAUAUUCGACUGACGAGUAAUUUUGUAUUUAAAAUAAUUUGUACUAAUCCAACUCGUUCAAACAAAACACGUUUUCAAUCAUUAUUGACAAAUUGGGAAGAAAUUAUUCAAAUAUUUCAAAUUUUCGAACUCGGAACUUCUUUAAUUCAUGAAGAUUCUUUAUUAAAAACUUGUACGAGACAAUUUAUUAGAAUUGAUGAUCAAUAUCAUGUUAAUGCAAACAAUAAGAAUGAUUUAUAUACAUUAAUACUUACUAAAGAAGGUUUUGCUCAACUCGAGCCUGGUAACGAUGAACGACAUUUAAAAAAUAGCUUAAAUGAUAAUCGAGAUCUAUUUAUUGAAAAUAGUCUUAUGAAUCUUCUUAAAAAACUUCAGAAACCAAAAUAUGUACGAAAUGUUGAAUCUCCUAAGCAAUUAAUAACUAAAUAUGAUCUUAUUUAUCAUGGUAUUCGAGCAUUGAAAAACUAUGUAGUCGAUAAUCUAGACAAAUUUAGUUCACACAUAAGUCUAAUUCGAUCAAUAACUACUAUUUUCGAUAAUCAAUUCGCUGCCAAGAUUAUCAAACAGAUAUAUGUCAACGAUGAUGCCGCUAAUUUUGAUUCAUGUAAUUCAAUUCAUGGAUUCAUUGAAAGAUUAACAAAAAUUAUAGAAACAACAGAAGAUCAUGUAAAAGCAGACAAAGCUACUAUUCAACGUACAAUUCUCAAACUUGAGAGUGAGUUAUUAAAAAAUUGGUUGAUCGAUCAUGGUAAUCAAUAUGGUGAUGUUCUUACAGUGAUUAACCAUAAUGAUACUGAUCUAUGGCGAUAUUCGGCUAAGAUCUUCUUAUAUAUUAAUAGACGUCUGGAUUUGAUGGAAAACAUAGAGAAUUAUCAUGGUCAGAUAUCAGUAGAGAAUGGAAAAUUCAAAAAACUUGAGAAAUUUUUUACAAAAUUGUCUGAUCAAUCAUCUAAAAUUCAAUUACUCUUAGUCAAUCAUCUUCAUACAAAUUUAAUUCUACCGAUAAAUGAAAAUGAUUUCGAAAACAUCCUCAGAAAAGAUUACGGAUUCUUUGAAAGAAAUAUGCAUGAGAUGAAUGAGCAUCUUGAAAAUAAACGACAUCAUGUUCGAUUGAUAGGUCUAAUUACAUGGCUUAAAUAUUAUGCACAAAUAUAUGCAUUCGUUCUUCAUAAUGAUUCACAUGAAGAUGUUAUGUCGAAUAUUGAUCGGUUUUUAGCUCGAGAUGAGAGUGUAUUUGGUGCUACAUUUAAAUUAUUUAUUCUCAAACAACUUGUACAUAUGUCGAAGAAUGUAACAUUAACAGAUGUACGAGACUUAUUUAUUCAUCGUAAUGUUGUUUGGUUACGACCAUUAAUAACACGUGUUGAACCAAUGGCUACAAAUCGUGAUCUUGUUCUACCAUUGCCUUUAUUUGAAGGACAUAAUGAAUAUUUAAUUGUCAAUGAAAUUCUAAAUAAUUUUGGUAAUAUCGAUGAAGUUCGAACUCUAAUUAAAAAAUGUCGAACUAAUCAACAAUUGGCAUAUGGAUUUUACUUAUGGUCUAUUCAAUACUAUUGUCGUUAUCUUACACCAAACAUACAGCAAGAUCAACGAUUCGUAUAA